Molecule: messenger RNA, 3010 nt
Organism: Maylandia zebra (zebra mbuna)
Lineage: Eukaryota; Metazoa; Chordata; Actinopteri; Cichliformes; Cichlidae
Source: RefSeq, a predicted model, not a curated record
UUCUAGUGGUCAUUUUGUCCAGCAGGAUCAAAAACAGCUGGACUCCAUAUUCAUGCUGUUAGAGGACAACAUCAUCACGUUUGUAAAGAAUGAACUGAAGAAGAUGCACGAGAUUUUGAGUCCAGAUUAUUUAGAGAUGGAAGAAGAUAAUAUGUCGAAGGAUGACAAUAAAAAGCAGAGGAGUAAAAGCAGAGAGGCAUUUGUGACAAUUGUGUUACACUUUUUGAAGAGAAUAAAGCAGGAAGAGCUGGCUGACCGUCUGCAGAGCAAAAUGUUUGCUCCACUUUGUCAAUGUAAACUUAAAUCUACUUUGAACAAAAAGUUCCAGUGUGUGUUUGAGGGGAUCACUAAAGCAGGAAACUCAACACUUCUGAAUCAGAUCUACACAGAGCUCUACAUCACAGAGGGAGGGACUGCAGAGGUCAAUGAUGAACAUGAAGUCAGACAGAUUGAAACAACAUCCAGGAAAGCAGACAAACCAAACACAACAAUCAGACUAGAAGACAUCUUUAAAACUUUACCUGGAAUAGAUGAACCAAUCAGAACAGUGCUGACAAAGGGAGUGGCUGGCAUUGGGAAAACAGUCUUAACACAGAAGUUCACUCUUGACUGGGCUGAAGAAAAAUCCAACCAGGACAUCCAGUUCAUAUUUCCAUUUACUUUCAAGGAGUUGAAUGUGCUGAAAGAGGAAAAGUUCAGCUUGGUGGAACUUGUUCAUCACUUCUUUACUGAAACCAAAGAAGCAGGAAUCUGCAGCUUUGAAGACUUCCAGGUUUUGUUCAUCUUUGAUGGUCUGGAUGAAUGUCGACUUCCUCUGGACUUCCACAAAACUAAAAUACUAACUGACUCCAGAAAAUCCACCUCAGUGGAUGUGCUGCUGACAAACCUCAUCAGGGGGAAUCUGCUUUCCUCUGCUCACAUCUGGAUAACCACGCGACCUGCAGCUGCCAAUCAGAUCCCUCCUGAGUGUGUUGACAUGGUGACAGAGGUCAGAGGGUUCACUGACCCACAGAAGGAGGAGUACUUCAGGAAGAGAUUCAGAGACAAGAAGCAGGCUUCUAGGAUCAUCUCUCACAUCAAGACAUCACGGAGCCUCCACAUCAUGUGCCACAUCCCAGUCUUCUGCUGGAUCAAUGCUACGGUUCUGGAGGAUGUGCUGAAAACAAAAGAACAGAGAGACAUGCCCAAAACCUUGACUGAGUUGUACAUCCACUUCCUGGUGGUUCAGGCCAAAGUGAAGAAGGUCAAGUAUGAUGGAGGAUCUGAGACAGAUCCACACUGGAGUCCAGAGAGCAGGAAGAUGGUUGAGUGUCUAGGAAAACUAGCUUUUGAACAGCUGCAGAAAGGAAACCUGAUCUUCUAUGAAACAGACCUGACAGAGUGUGGCAUCGAUGUCAGAGCAGCAUCAGUGUACUCAGGAGUGUUCACACAGAUCUUUAAAGAGGAGAGAGGACUGUACCAGGACAAGGUGUUCUGCUUUGUCCAUCUGAGCAUUCAGGAGUUUCUGGCUGCUCUUCAUGUCCAUCUGACGUUCUUCAACUUCUGUGUCAAUCUGCUAGAAGGAGAAACCUCUGCAUGGUCUAAAGCAUUUAAUAAACUCAAACUCCAAAACUGUGGUGGACAAUUUCUUCACAAGAGUGCUGUGGACAAGGCCUUAGAGAGUCCAAAUGGACACCUGGAUUUGUUCCUUCGUUUCCUCCUGGGUCUUUCACUGCAGUCCAAUCAAGCCCUUCUACGAGGUCUACUGACACAGACAGGAAUGAGCUCAGAGACCAAUCAACAGACAGUCCAGUACAUCAAGAAAAAGAUCAGUGAGAAUCUGUCUGUAGAGCAAAGCAUCAACCUGUUCCACUGUCUGAAUGAACUACAUGAUCGUGCUCUAGUUGGGGAGCUCCAACAGUCCCUGAGUAUGGGAAGUCUUUCCACAGAGAAACUGUCUCCUGCUCAGUGGUCAGCUCUGGUCUUCAUCUUAUUGACAUCAGAAAAAGAUUUGGAUGUUCUUGAUCUGAAGAAAUAUUCUGCUUCAGAGGAUGCUCUUCUGAGGCUGCUGCCUGUGCUCAAAGCAUCUAAGAAAGCUCUGCUGAAUAACUGUAACUUGACAGAGAGAAGCUGUGAAGCUCUUUCUCUGUCUCUCAAAGUAGAAGGCUGUGAGCUGAGAACGCUGGACCUGAGCAAUAACAAUCUGCAGGAUUCAGGCGUAAAUCUCUUGAUAGCUGGAAUGGAGAGUAUGCACUGUAAAUUAGAGAAACUCAGACUGAGCACUUGUAACCUUUCAGAGAAAAGCUGUGGAACUAUGUCGUCAGUUCUCAGUCUCCAGUUCUCUAGUCUGAGAGAGAUGGACCUGAGCAACAACAACCUGAGGGAUACUGGAGUAAAAGCUUUGUCGGAUGGACUAAGAAGUCCACACUGUAAAUUGGAAACACUCAGAGUGGAGCCUGCUGGAGUCCGAUGGCUGAAACUAGGAAGUCUGAGGAAGUAUUCCUGUCAACUCACAAUCGACACAAACACAGUACACAGAAAACUCAAACUUUCUGACAACAUGAAGGUGAGAAAAGCAAAGGAAGUUCAAUCAUAUCCUGAUCAUCCAGACAGAUUUGAACGGCCUCAGCUGCUGUGUAAAGAUGGUCUGACUGGCUGUUGUUAUUGGGAGGUCGAGUGGAAUGGAAAAGUUGAGAUAUCAGUGAGUUACAGAGGAAUCACAAGGAGACGAGACAAUGACUGUUUGUUUGGAUGGAGUGAUCAGUCCUGGAGUCUGAGCUGCUGUGAUGAUGGCCGCUACUCUGCCUGGCACAAUAAGAAAUCAACAUCCAUCUCCUCCUCCUCCUCCUCUGUCUCUAACAGAGUAGCAGUGUAUGUGGACUGUCCUGCUGGCACUCUGUCCUUCUACAGAGUCUCCUCUGACACUUUGAUCCACCUCCACACCUUCAACACCACAUUCACUGAACCUCUUUAUCCUGGGUUUGGAAUCUGGUCCUCUGGUUCCUCAGUGACUCUGUGUAGUUUAGCAUAA